Hibiscus syriacus is the source of this 1381-nucleotide messenger RNA. RefSeq names its product RNA pseudouridine synthase 7. Gene Ontology annotation, biological process: pseudouridine synthesis. Gene Ontology annotation, molecular function: RNA binding; pseudouridine synthase activity. The transcript is spliced from 12 exons. Lineage: Eukaryota; Viridiplantae; Streptophyta; Magnoliopsida; Malvales; Malvaceae. The record is from RefSeq and is a predicted model, not a curated record. Bases 10 to 1191 code for a protein of 393 amino acids.
AAAAUACAUAUGAAAAGAAACAGAGACGAAACAGUUGGAGAAGGGAAGGAAGAGAAAAACAAAAGGAAAAUGGAGAUUGUUUGGCAAACUCCUGCUCAUCCUUCUCAGAAGCAAGAUUAUAUAUUUCACAACGGGAAGCGCCAUGUACGACCGUACUAUUUUGAGUUUGUCUCUCAUGUUAAUAAACGAUGGGACGGUAAAACAAUUUUGGAUUUGUUUGCUCAAGAGUUCAGAGGCCGAUCUAGAGAUUACUAUGAGAGUGCUGUCAAAUGUGGACGGAUACAAGUGGAUGGAGAGAAUGUACCUGUAUCUUACAUAGUUAAGAGAUGCCAGAAGAUUAGCCACUUCUUACACAGACAUGAACCGCCGGUGAUGGCUUGGGAUGUGGAUAUUCUUCAAAAUGAACCUGAUGUACUGACAGUUUGCAAACCUGCAUCUGUUCCUGUACAUCCAUGUGGUCAAUAUCGUAAAAACACAGUUCUGGGUAUUCUCCAAGCAGAGCAUGGGUUGGCUCCUUUGUAUCCCAUUCAUCGACUAGAUCGUCUGGUCUCAGGAUUGCUUAUCAUGGCCAAAAAUCCAGCUAAAGCUGACAUUUUUAGACAACAUAUCGAAGCUGGACUGCUUCAGAAACAGUAUAUUGCAAAGGUUGUCGGAGUGUUUCCAGAGGGUGAGCAAGUUGUUGAUGCCAAUGUAGAUUACAAUGCUAGAGAAGGAAGGAGCACUGCAGAGGUUGGCAUCUCUAAUGGUGAAACUACCUUGAAGGGAAAGGCUGCCUGUACAAAGUUUACUAGGAUUAGCACCAAUGGGACACAUAGCAUUGUUUUGUGUGAACCAAUUACUGGCCGAACACAUCAAAUUCGUGUGCAUUUGCAGUGUACAGGCCAUCCAAUAGCCAACGACAUGCUUUACCUUUCAUGCAAUGUUAUUGAUCGCUCUACUUUAGGAACAACUGCUGAUAGAGCUGCAGCUCUUUCUGACAGCCCUCCUGAAGCCAAUUGUGAGAAUCAUAAUGAAGAAUACAAGUACUGCGGUGAAGAUUUCAGCAUUGAUCCCAUGUGUACACACUGUCCUAAUUUAGCUCCAAACGGGUAUGAUGGGCAUGAGGAAGGAUUAUGGCUACACUGUGUAAGGUACACGGGCCCAGAUUGGGAUUAUGAAUGCCCAUAUCCUGACUGGGCAUCACUCAGCUAAUUCAUUGCUUCCUUUUUAUAUUAUUUUCCCUAGAAAAUGUGCUGCCAUGCAAUCAUUCUUAUAUUUUUCUUAAAAUUGAAGAAUUCAUCCUUUUGGCUGUUCAGUCAAUUAAUUUUUUCAGCCAUUGGAACAGUGAUGAAAAUUUGUUCUAGUAAUUUAAAAUGUACAAUGAAUUCAAUAGUUCAUUUGA